AUGGGUGCUUGUUUUUCUUGCAGAUCUUCACAACCAUUCAAGAGCAUAAGAGUUGUUCACUUUAAUGGUUAUGUGGAGGACUUUGAACAUCCUGUUUCUGUUAAUGAAGUCACAGCCAAGUCCCCAAAGCACUUUGUCUGCACCCCAGCUCAGCUUCUAUCCAAUGGCUCCAAACCACUAAAGCCUGACACUCAACUUGAACUAGGCAAAAUCUAUUUCUUGCUACCAUUCUCAACAUUACAAGCUGAUGUUUCUCCUAUGGACUUGGCCUCUAUAGUGAGGAAGCUAACCACAGUAGCAAAAACUAGUCCUUUGUGGAGCCAACAACAUGGUUCAAACCCAGCUACAAGUCCUAACCGGUUUAUGGAGACAGAAAAGCCUGUGGUGGCAUAUGGUGCACCAAGGUCUGCCAGAGCACGAUCGUGGAGGCCUAUUUUGGACACCAUUAGAGAGAGGUCAUUCAAUCGUAGAAGUGAAUCAGAUUUGCAAGAAAUGCAUUCUGAGACUGUGAAAUAG
Messenger RNA from Quercus robur (English oak), 516 nucleotides. RefSeq lists its product as uncharacterized. The record is from RefSeq and is a predicted model, not a curated record. The transcript has a single exon. Lineage: Eukaryota; Viridiplantae; Streptophyta; Magnoliopsida; Fagales; Fagaceae. The coding region runs from base 1 to 516 and encodes 171 amino acids.